This is a messenger RNA of Brienomyrus brachyistius, 8446 nucleotides long. It is a transcript of the gene grik1a, whose product is annotated as glutamate receptor, ionotropic, kainate 1a. Lineage: Eukaryota; Metazoa; Chordata; Actinopteri; Osteoglossiformes; Mormyridae. The record is from RefSeq and is a predicted model, not a curated record. Gene Ontology annotation, cellular component: presynaptic membrane; plasma membrane; postsynaptic membrane. Gene Ontology annotation, molecular function: kainate selective glutamate receptor activity; transmitter-gated monoatomic ion channel activity involved in regulation of postsynaptic membrane potential. Bases 1978 to 4575 code for a protein of 865 amino acids. Gene Ontology annotation, biological process: monoatomic ion transport; modulation of chemical synaptic transmission; synaptic transmission, glutamatergic. The transcript is spliced from 15 exons.
AGCAUGUUGGAUAAGCUACUGUAUACGCUAUGUAAACAAAUUAGAUAUACAAUGUCCGUUUUUUUUUUUUUUUUUAAAUAUUUCAUGGUAAGCUGUUGGAAGACGGACGGAUGUUGAAUUGUGGGCAAGUGACCACUAGGGGGCAAUAAUUACUAUAUAUAGUUAGAGCGUAAGCCCUGUUAGGGAAAGGCAUCAUUUACAGAGUGUAACCAUUCAUACCUGUGCUGUAUUCUGCUACAGGACCUCAAACAAGAGAAGCAGAUGGAUGGAUGGAUGGUAGAGUUUAACACACCUUCAACACUGUAGAUUUGCUUCUAACAUUAGCUCUGUAUGUGAGAGUCAGUGAACUGUAAGUGAACUAUUGUCUCUCAAAUGUCCAUGAUUUUUGUGUAUGUGUCCUGUGAUGCACUAGCGUCCCCUUCCAGGAUGCCCAGUGAACAGGACUCUGCUUGGAAUGGGGGACGAGAGACAGGAACAUCUUACAGGUAUAGAUAUGAAAACACAUAGAAAGUUUCUGUGGUAACAUAUGUAAUUUGUUGAAGCAGGCCUAUAUUCAUAUACUAUUGUAUCGUGAAAUGUACAAUGACAUAUAAACGUCCUCCGUCCAUCCAUUUUCCAAACCGCUUAUCCUACUGGGUCGCGGGGGGUCCGGAGCCUAUCCCAAUGGGCACAAGGCAGGGAACAACCCAGGAUGGGGGGCCAGCCCAUCGCAGGGCACACUCACACACCAUUCACACUCACACAUGCACACCUACGGGCAAUUUAGCAACUCCAAUUAGCCUCAGCAUGUUUUUGGACUGCAUGUUCUCCCCACGACGACAUGGAGAGAACAUGCAGACUCCUCACACAUGUGACCCAGGCGGAGACUCGAACCCGGGUCCCAGAGGUGUGAGGCAACAGUGCUAACCACUGCACUGCCAUGCCGCCCAUAUGAAUGUCCUAAUUUUUCAAUAUUAGUGAAAAACAAAAGUACAAAUAACCAAAGAAUAUCUCGACUAAGGAACUCUGAGGACGAACAACACUAUACACGCCGCUACAAAUACUCAGCGCUGUACUGAAAUAGCUGUCCAGAUGAUGGCGCUAGAGAUUAACCGAUAUUCUGUUCUUCACUUACUGGAAAUUUCACUUACUAGAAACGAUCAAUCAUUGAAAAAUACAAUUUCCCUUAUAAUGGAAUUAAUUCUUAGUUUGGAGCGGACAAAAUAGCUAAAAGAUUCCGAUUAGUCAAAUCAUCCAACAAAACUUUCACGCGUGUAAUUGACAACAAAUAAAAGUUAAAUAUUAUAAAACUGAAUAGGCAAUGUCUCCUAAAACUAGUCCCGCAUCUAUGUCUGUAUGUUUGUAUACCUUCGAUUGUAGCCUAUAACGUUUGAUAUGCUACACACAAGUAGUGCUGAAACAUAUAGAUCUCAUUGUCUCUAUAGGGUUGCUGGUAGGUAUCUUUCCAGAACACCACUGUGUAAGCAUAUAGGCAUGCAUCUACUGCCAACAGUUAUAAAAAAUGAUUCUAGUUUUAAGGCGCACCAUCAAGAUUAGGUCAGCGUUUUCACCAGUGCUCAAGCAAAGAUGUAGUCAGCCCUCUGUGUACCAGAGUAGGCAAGUAGCUGGGAGACGAAAGCUGCCUGGUAUCGAAGUUAAUCCCUGCCUUGACGCGGGGUUUGGGGGCUUCUCGGGCGCCCAUUUAUUUUGUGCGUUAGAAGAACCUCCAUUCAGGCAGCCAGCCGCUCGUUCUCUGCCUGCUGUACUGCUGGGCAAACAAGGCAGGAGAUGCAUUCACAGAGAUGCCGUUUGAAAGGCUCGCAGCUGGCUUUUUAACCAUGAGUGAAGUAAAAAGUGGGAAAAGCUCGCUACAAAUAAUGUUCUUUUUCAUCUGACCGAAGGAUGGUCUUUGAAAGGCGAUGGAUGUUUGGAACACAAAUUAUUUGCGGAAUGCGCAGAGGAAGGGUAGAUUAUCAGCAUAAAUGAAAUGAUAGUAAAAUGAUUAUUGAUAAAUUCGACUCUAGAACUAUGGAAAAGAGGGAGAGACUACUAUUUUCCCUAUUUUACUUUAUGGCGGAGUUUUGUCCCAGUUCUCAGCAAGUACUCAGAAUCGGGGGGAUUUUUGAAACACUUGAGAGUGAACCUGUGAGCGUCGAAGAACUAGCCUUCAAAUUUGCUGUGACCAACAUCAACCGAAACAGGACUUUGAUGCCGAACACCACACUGACGUACGACAUUCAGAGAAUCAACUACUUUGACAGUUUUGAAGCUUCUAGAAGAGCUUGUGACCAGCUGUCUCUGGGCGUGGCAGCGAUCUUUGGCCCCUCCCACAGCUCCUCAGUCAGCGCCGUCCAGUCGAUCUGCAAUGCCUUGGAGGUGCCGCACGUGCAGACGCGGUGGAAGCACCCAUCGACGGACAACAAAGACACCUUCUACGUCAACCUGUACCCCGAGUACUCCUCCAUCAGCCGCGCCAUCCUGGAUGUCGUGCAAUUCUACAAGUGGAAGGCUGUCACCGUGGUAUAUGAGGACAGCUCUGGUUUGAUGCGACUGCAGGAGCUGAUCAAAGCUCCGUCCAGGUACAACAUCAAGAUCAAAAUCCGACAGCUGCCCCUCGGGAGCAAGGACGCCCGGACGCUUCUGAAGGAGAUGAAGAAGGGCAAAGAGCUGUUCGUCAUCUUCGACUGCUCCUGGCAGACAGCUGCAAACAUCCUCAAACAGAUAUUAUCACUGGGGAUGAUGACAGAACACUACCACUUCUUCUUCACGACUCUGGACCUUUUUGCCCUGGACCUGGAGCCCUACCGCUACAGCGGCGUGAACAUGACCGGCUUCCGCCUGAUCAACACUGGAAGUGCGCAGGUGGCUGCGGUGAUGGAUCGCUGGUCCAUGGAGCACCUGCAGGCUCCGCCCAAUCCUGACACGGGGCUUCUGGAUGGAGUCAUGACGACAGAGGCGGCCCUGAUGUACGAUGCCGUGUUCAUGGUGGCCGUGGCCUCACAGCACUCCGGCCAGAUGACCGUCAACUCCCUCCAGUGCCAUCGGCACAAGCCGUGGCGUUUCGGCGGCCGAUUCAUGAGCCAGUUCAAGGAGGCUCAGUGGGACGGUCUGACUGGACGCAUAGUUCUCAAUAGAACAGACGGACUGAGAAGAGACUUCGACCUGGAUAUAAUCAGCCUGAAAGAGGAUGGCUUGGGCAAGAUUGCUGUCUGGAACUCCAUCGAUGGCCUCAAUCUCACUGAGACCAAAAAGGAGAAGGUCACCAAUGUCACGGACUCAAUGGCAAACAGGACCCUCAUCGUCACCACAAUUUUGGAAAAUCCAUAUGUCAUGUACAAGAAGUCGGACAAGGCUCUGUAUGGGAAUGAUCGCUUUGAAGGCUACUGCGUGGAUCUGCUGAAGGAGCUGUCAAACAUCCUCGGCUUUACGUAUGAGGUGAAGCUGGUCUCUGACGGCAAGUACGGAGCGCAGAAUGACAAGGGCGAGUGGAACGGCAUGGUGCGCGAGCUCAUCGAUCACAUUGCAGACCUGGCGGUGGCCCCCCUGACCAUCACCUACGUGAGAGAGAAGGUCAUUGACUUCUCCAAGCCCUUUAUGACGCUGGGAAUCAGCAUCCUGUACCGCAAACCGAACGGCACCAAUCCGGGGGUCUUCUCCUUUCUGAACCCACUCUCCCCGGACAUCUGGAUGUACGUCCUGCUGGCCUGCCUUGGCGUUAGCUGCGUGCUGUUUGUCAUUGCCAGGUUUACUCCGUAUGAGUGGUAUAAUCCUCAUCCCUGCAACCCUGACUCAGACAUUGUGGAAAACAAUUUUUCGUUGCUUAAUAGUUUCUGGUUUGGAGUUGGAGCUCUCAUGCAGCAAGGAUCAGAACUGAUGCCUAAAGCUCUCUCCACCAGAAUCGUUGGCGGCAUCUGGUGGUUUUUUACCUUGAUAAUAAUAUCGUCCUACACGGCCAACCUGGCCGCCUUCCUGACAGUCGAGAGAAUGGACUCGCCCAUCGAUUCGGCCGACGAUUUGGCAAAGCAGACUAAAAUCGAGUAUGGUGCUGUGAGAGAUGGUUCCACCAUGACCUUCUUCAAGAAAUCCAAAAUCUCCACCUACGAAAAGAUGUGGGCAUUCAUGAGCAGCAGGAAGAACACAGCCCUGGUGAAGAACAACCGUGAGGGGAUACAGAGAGUCCUCACCACGGAUUACGCUCUGCUCAUGGAGUCCACCAGCAUCGAGUACAUCAGCCAGAGGAACUGCAACCUCACUCAGAUUGGGGGCUUAAUCGACUCCAAAGGAUAUGGUGUUGGGACUCCCAUUGGUUCGCCCUACAGAGACAAGGUGACCAUUGCCAUUCUUCAGCUUCAGGAGGAGGGGAAGCUACAUAUGAUGAAAGAGAAAUGGUGGCGGGGUAACGGCUGCCCGGAUGAGGACAACAAGGAGGCCAGUGCCCUGGGAGUGGAGAACAUCGGGGGCAUCUUCAUCGUGCUGGCCGCUGGUCUGGUUCUCUCAGUGUUUGUGGCCAUCGGCGAGUUCGUUUACAAAGCCAGGAAGAAGACAGAUGCGGAGGAGGUGAGUGCCAGUCAGCCUGCGUGGCUGAACAAGUGCUGAACGCCUCGCUGGAAGUUCUCAGGGCAGGAGAGGAGCAUCGAUGCAGUGCGACGUUAGAACAGAUGUUGGAGAGAAUGAACGGAAAUGUGAAAUUUUGCUUUAUGUGGCCAGCAAAAAUGGUAUGAAGAACUGUAUUACUAUCAUUAGACAAAUGCUGUGCAAAGUUGGUAAUCUUGGAUAUAUUUUUUUUUUUUUAAAAAAGAACCCUAAAAUUUGUUUUGUGGAAGUUUGGUUUAGAUUUCUAAUAUUUUGACAGCCACUUCACUGCCUUAGCAUGGGUAAUCUUCAUACAAUAUCUUGUACAGGAAGCUUCUUUAACUCAGUUGUAUUUGUUUUGUUUUGUUUUGUUUUGUUUUGUUUUGUUUUGUUUUGUUUUGUUUUGUUUUGUUUUGUUUUGCAUGCAGGUUUAGGCAGCAAAAGCAUAACACAGCGUUAAUCAAAUCUACUAAUGAUAAGUAGUGAUUUAGGUCAGAGAGAUCUGCGCCUGUACCUAGUAGAUCAUUUUCCUGACCAAAAUAAGUGAGUCGAAGAAUUCUGACAGCCGUUACUCACACUUCGAACAAUUUGAAGUUGAAGGUGAUGAUUUGCAGAGCAGUGUUGUGUAACCACCCCAUAUCAAGGUGGUUGUUUGGCUAAUUUUGAGUGUACCAUGAUGGGUCAAGUGCCAUUGCUUUUCUGUGUCUGAUGCUUUCCAGAUAGAUUAAGGCAGUGUUCCUCAGCCCGGUCCUUGUGGACCCCCAGGCAGUCCACAUUUUUGCUCCCUCCCAGCUCUCACCUGAAUCAGGUAUUCGGGGUUCUUGAUUGUUUGAUUGUGUUUCAGAUGUGUGGAGCCUGGGAGGGAGCAAAAAUGUGCACCUUCUGGGAGUCCGCAAGGACUGGGUUUUGAAACACUGUAUUAGAGGUUAUAUUGGUCAGAUCUCAAUGCAUUAUUUUUAUAAUUUAUUUGCAUAUGUUUAUUUGAUUUUUUUGUCAUGACCCUUUGCCAUUCAUUUCAUAUGCAAAGGACUUUUGUUUUGCUUAUGAUGUACAACCACAGCGAUCACGUAGGCAGCCUUUCCUAUAUUCCUCGGACACAUGCCUGUUGUCGGACUUAGCGUGUGGGAAGCUCUCUCUGCUAGUUCUCAUACUGUCUGUGCAUUUUGUUGUAAGGUAUGUCUGAAACCUGCUAAAAGCUUACGUUGUUUCCCCCUCAUUCCUCUUAUUUCGUAUCCUCUCUAAGGUUGUGGUGUCUAGGAUUUUCAGCCUUAGAUAUUUAGAAUGAUAUAAGAAGCUUGUGAGAGCUUUACUUACAAAAACAUGUUCUGAGAGCAGAGGGAAUAAUGAUUGGUUUAGAGAAAUAACCAAUCAGAUUGUAGAAGAGGUAGCUCCAAACAACUAGAGGAGGCGGGACGAAGACAUCUGAUUCUUUGGUCCCACCAUCGCUUGGAGACGCCCCCAUUGCAAUAUGAUUGGUUAUCUCACUGCACCUGAUUCAUCGUUCUGCCCUCAGAACAUUUUGUGCAAGUAAAACUCCCAUGAGCUUAAAAGUAGCCCAGCUCACAUUGCUGGGUUUAUCUGCUAGGAUAAACCAGAACUUUUGAAAUGUGUUUUUCCUCCAGUGUUCUCUCUUAGACCAGGGUCAUGGCCAGUUAAAUGGUUGCCAGCUACAUAGAAAUCUCAACAUCCAUAAAAUUACAUUUCAUGGCUCCUGUUUUAAGCUGGCUUGUUCUUUCACUGUCAGGAAUUGCGUUGUUUCAUAAUAGCAUGAAACUGGAGUCAUUUAAUUUGAGACAAGAAAGGACAGCUAGCCGCAUGUUGACGUGUUAUUAAUGUUCUCCUUGACUGAAACAACAGCAAAUAAAUUGAUUUCUGAAAUAUCAAUAUAGGGUGUCUUCUGAAUCUCCAUAAGCUAAGGUUGUCUUUGCGAAUGUCAUUGAUGAACGUAUCAGUCCAAAUUAUGGUUCAAACCCAAGUUGUGCCCCACUUGUGGUGGGGUUGCAUUCUGAUGAAAUUGGAAAAUUGAAAAUAUCGUAAGUUAAAUAUGAAUAUGACACCCUUGAGUGUCUAGCAGACAUAGUGGGCUUGGUAUAAUUUGGAAAAACACAGAAAAACAAAAAGUUUGGCAGCAAAGGGCAGCCACCUGCAGUAGCACCCAUGGAGCUGGGGGUUAAGGGACUUGCUCAAGGACCCAUGGACACGCAACUAUCAUGCCAAAGCUGGGCUUAGCUUAGCCCGCUUAGCUUAGCCCGCUUAGCUUAGCCUGCCGAACUACGUGAUGUUUACGCUUGCAAGCACUACAGAGACUGGAAGCAUGGCUGGGUGGAUGUUGCCAUCACCCAGCGUCAAUAGAAAGUUCCGCAGGGCAUAUCGCACAAGUUUUAUGGCUACUGAAUAUGCUUCGCUAUCACACCAUCGUAAAGUCGAAAUAUCGUAACUCAAACUCUAUAAUGCGAAGAGAAUGUAUAUUGCUUUGCAGAGAAACAGGGCUAAUAGGCCAGGGUAUCUUGGCUGGCUGUAGUAAUAAAGCUUCUCAAUAGCUCCAGUUGGGGCUCAGCUUACAUGAAAGGUGACCUGUUGUUUCAGGGUCCAGCAAGUUGAAAUACGGACUCAAUACUAAAGUAGCGUUGAGAAAAUUGAGGGAGAAAGAAGAUAUGUUUUCCAGCUUUAAUGGGAUAUACAACUCCUUAGAGUAUAAGAAACAUUUGCAAAUGAUAGUGACAUCUUGUAGAGUACCGGCUGGGCUAUAGGGGGCAAAGGGACAGUAAUAUUGCAGAGGGUUAAGAUCUCUUAAUUCAGCUGCCGUGCUUUAGCAUAGCCGCUAAAUGAGUAUGCUAGAAAUGUAACCUAUAAAACUGAACUUAUAAUUUCAUACUGAACUUACAUAAAACUGAACUUAUUAUUUCAUACUGGAGACUCGUCUCCCAUUUCAACCUCAGUCCCUUCUUUACCCAAGCAUGUAAUUGUUCUGCGGCAUUGCCCUGUGAAAUGACAAUUCAUUGAAAAACAAUGAAUCGCUAAUAUAUUUUUUAAAAGUGCUUUGCACAAUGCCAGGUGAUAUCCCAUUAAAAAAAGACAAUUUUUUCUAUACCACACUUCCAAUCAACUUCAUCAUUCUACUUAGACAAGUCGAGCUAUAAAAAAAUAAUAAUCAUGUUUGAUAUCUAAAAAUUAAAUUUAGGGGACAUACUGAAUGCAGACGUCCAUAGUUCAGUGGUUUGAAAAUGAGCUGUACAUCCUGCAGAUGUUGCUCUGUUACACUUGAAUGUUACAUUUUUUUGAUAGGUACAGUACUAUGGAGAAGUCUUAGGCAGUCAAAGAAAAUGAUGUUUAAAUGAUCUUCAAGUUAGUGUAAAACUAUAUUAUGUCAGCUUCACAAUUUACAGAGACCAUCCAGUACACCCAUGCAUUUUUUGACUUGACCACUGCCCCACUUUGUUCAGCUAAUUAAUGUAACAAAUAAAGUUAAUUGAGUUUUCAUACAUUCUAAUAUAUUUUUUCUGAUCUGAAAUACACUAUAGAAAUAACCUUAAACCUUUUUUGCCUGCCUAAGUCUUAAGUCCUAAAAAUAAUUGAUUGAUUGAUUGAUUGAUUAGAAAGUGUGAUCAGUAGUUGUUUUAAAACCUUGACAUAAACUGACACUGAAGAUUGGAAACCCUUGAAAUUAUAGGGAUGGACACAAGAUUUACUUGUGUUCAAAAAUAAAUAAAGCCAACUAAAACUAAUCAAAUCGAUUUGAUUUGAACGAAAACUAAAGGCAAGCAAAUAUUUUGCCCCCAAAUUGGUUAAGGGCUUUUCACAUAAUUGUAAAUUCUUUAAAUAUGUGAAAUGUGCUCUGUCUUCCAACUGACAUUUUAAUCGUAAUGAUAUGUACUAAAAUAAACUUUAAAAAUUA